Messenger RNA from Girardinichthys multiradiatus, 2523 nucleotides. It is a transcript of the gene tescb, whose product is annotated as tescalcin b. Gene Ontology annotation, molecular function: calcium ion binding. The record is from RefSeq and is a predicted model, not a curated record. The transcript is spliced from 8 exons. NCBI's taxonomy places the organism in Eukaryota, Metazoa, Chordata, Actinopteri, Cyprinodontiformes, Goodeidae. The coding region runs from base 227 to 877 and encodes 216 amino acids.
UGUUGCGGAAGUGGCCAUCGCUGCCUGCAGGGGGAUGAACACUGCUUGGCGUCCACACAGAGGGGAAAAACAGGUGUGAGCUCGGGGUCUGCAAUAAACACUCAUCUGGACAUAUUGUGAAACAUGAUCGCCUGAUCCCUGUCGAGAACAUCCUGGGCUGCUUGGUGCUUUAGAUCACUCCACAGCUCAGAGAAGCAGAGAGAGAGGGGAGCGCCUUUCAGCCGCGAUGGGGACACUACAGUCGUCACCGGCUCCAGCAGAAUAUUGUGACCUGUCGGAGAAAACGGGCUUUUCAUUUGAGCAGAUUGCAGUCCUGCAUAAGAGGUUUAAACAGCUGAGCCAUGAUGAAGACGUUUUAAGGAGGGACCACUUCAGUGAAAUCCCUGAUCUGGCAUCCAAUCCCAUCCGUGCAGAGAUCACAGAGGCUUUCUUUGACCAAAGAAACUUUUCUAAGAAUGGUAAGGGCAAAGUGGAAGAGAUUGGCUUUGAAGAAUUUCUGGUGGUCAUGUCUCAUUUCAGGCCCCCGUCCCAACACAUGACAAACGAACAGCGUGAAAAUGUCAGGAAGGAGAAACUUAGAUUUUUAUUCAACAUGCACGACACAGACAACGAUGGAACCAUAACACUUGAGGAAUACAGACAUGUGGUGGAGGAGUUGUUAUCCCGCAGUGGAGCACUGGAAAUAGAAACAGCCAAAAGCAUUGCUGAUGCAGCCAUGUUGGAAGUGGCCAGUAUAUCAGUUGGUCACAUGGAGCCUGAUGAAUUCUAUGAGGGAAUCACCUUCGACCACUUUCUAAAGCUGUUGGCUGGCUUCGAGAUUGACUCAAAAAUGAGCAUUCGCUUUUUAAACAUGGACACAAUCACUUUGUGUAAGUGAGGUUGUUAGACUGAAGUAUGCAAUCGUUUUAGGAAAAUCUUGAGAAUGUGAAGUCUAAUGCCUUUAUUGUUUGAUAUUAAUUUCUUGUUUUGCUCUGUACCUAAAUACAUGCACUGUAUGUAUAUGCCUUAUGCAUGUAUAGGAACAACUAUGCAAACCAAAGGACAGUUUGGAUUUAUUUGAAGUGAUAUAAUUAAUUGUAGGCAAUAACAUUCUACUACUGUAUGGCAGAAUAAAGCCAUAAUAUUGAAAUAUUAAUGGCUCGAUGCUUGGGAAGAUAUAGGCUUGAAUAUAUGUGCAGAACUCUACCUUAUCAGAGACAAUUUAGUUUGUCUUGUAUCUAGAUGUUUCCUGUAAUUUCCAUAUGAUCAAACCAAGUAUUUACAGCAGCAAUAGAGUAUGUGCAUACCCUGCACUAUAUUUGCACAAAAAGGGACCUUAAAGUAGUUAAUUAUUUACAUGUCUUUAUAAAGCGAUAAUAACGUAUUUUGCUCCAGUGAAAGCUUUUAAACAAAUCCUCAUGGGCAUGAAUGCUGUUUUAAUUUUCGGCCUUGAAGGAUGUGCUUGAAUUGUUCUUUUUCAGACAAGAGUGAAUGCCACAACCAAACCAAAGCACCGCAAAUAUUGGGUUAAAGCUCCUUUACAGCGUCAUGCCACACAGUUCCUAUAGCUAUAGCCAUAGCUACCAGCUAUUAAGAAGCUUUGAGCAUAAUUCUGGCUGGAUAUAAGACUGCUGUUCUUGGCAGAAUGGUUUAGUUUUCUGGCGUAGACCCAGUUUGUAUGCAUGUAUCUCAAAGUUUCCGGGGUCAUGGCUUUCAGAAGGCCAUCCCUGAUUUGUCCGUUCUAAUCACAUAGGUUAAAACCUGCCAUGGAAACUGUAACCCCAGUGUCACAGUCUACAGUGAAACAUGUUUAACAUUUUCAUUUGACUGAACAUGUUCUUGCCAAGAAGCUAGCCUCUGCUCUAAGAUAGAGAUCUUUCAGCCUGGAUGAAAUUUGCAGAUGCCCACACGAACAAACUUGUUGUCACGAUGAUAACAAAUCUGUGUGGAGGAGACUGCACCCACCAGCUGUCAAGCAUAGUGGUAGAAGCAUCAUACUGUGGUUUUGUUUCUGCCCAUACUGGUACGGCAGAGUAGAUGAAAUAAUGGAAAUGAGGACUGCUUUUAAUUUCCUUACAACAAAUAGUCAGCUAAAUAGUUGAAAAUUGGACACUAUUUAGUUUUCCAAAAAGUCAAUGAAUUACACUAGAAGCUUAUUGAUAGCUUAAAAAUGCAUGUGGUCAUGGUUUGACUUGCUAAAAGACAUUUAUCCACAUGUCAGUUGAAGUAUAUGUAAUCAAACCUGUGUACUCAGUCACGGAUUUUUUUAAAUCAGUAAAGUUGUAUCAUAAUCAGCCAAGUCUGUAAAAGAAUGGUUGGAAUUGGAAUAAUAUUUAGAUAUGGAUUACUAUGCAUAUAAAUACACAGGCUUGAACAUGUAAGAUUUUAUUUUCAUAACUCUCCUUGAUCAGAAAUAAGAUUCUUAAUGUUAUAUCAAAACGUUUCUUGUGAUUUCUAUACUAUCACAGAAAAUAUUUUUCUGGUUGUUAGCGUUAUGUUCCUGCCCUGCACUCUGUAUCUACUAAAUAAAGAACCUUGAAACUG